AUGACUGGACAGAGUCUCAAGGAUUCAAACGUAGCCAAUACUGAGAAUAACGCCAUUAGCAUUAAUGUCGGAGGCUUCAAAAGGCGACUUCUCUCUAACAUACUGUCUCGCUUCCCUGAGACACGUCUUGCCCGUUUGCUUCGAUGUCAGUCAAAAGAAUCCAUCCUUGAACUGUGUGACGACUAUGAUGAUGCUGAAAAGGAGUUCUACUUUGACCGUAAUCCUACGCUUUUUCCCUAUGUUUUGAAUUUCUAUAACACAGGCCGUUUACAUGUUAUGGCAGAGCUCUGUAUUUUCUCAUUCAGCCAGGAAAUUGAAUAUUGGGGCAUCAAUGAAUUUUUCAUCGACUCCUGUUGCAGCAACACCUACCACUGCAGGAAAAUGGAGCCAGAACGGGAGGAAUGGGAGGACAAAAGUGAUGAAGGGAGCACUACUUCUUCCUUUGAUGAAAUCUUGGAAUUCUACAGCGAUGCUGCAAAGUUUGACGAGCAGCCACUGGGGAGUGUCAGAAGGAAAAUUUGGCUAAUGUUGGACAACCCUGGCUACUCCAUACCUAGCCGUAUCAUCAGCGUAUUCUCUAUUCUGGUGGUGCUGGGAUCCAUAGCCACCAUGUGCAUGAACAGCAUGAGUGAGUUUGCCCUGCUGGACAGUGAAGGCCUGCCUCAAGAGGACCCCCGUUUUGAGGCUGUGGAGCAUUUUGGAAUAGGCUGGUUCACUUUUGAGCUGGUUGCCAGGUUUAUGGUGGCACCGGACAUCCUCCACUUCUUCGAACACCCACUGAACACGAUUGACCUGAUAUCCAUUCUGCCCUUCUACCUCACGCUCCUAAUUGACCUAGUGGCUGAGAGCAGUCCUGCUCUGGCCAACCUUGGCCGUGUAGCACAGGUGCUUCGGUUGAUGCGGAUCUUCCGAAUCCUAAAGCUGGCACGUCACUCCACGGGCUUGCAAUCACUUGGAGCUACACUGAAAAACAGCUACAAGGAGGUUGGACUGCUGCUUUUAUACCUGGCAGUAGGGGUGUCCUUCUUCUCUGUGAUGGCCUACACCAUCGAAAAGGAGGACAAUGACGGACUUACCACCAUCCCAGCCUGCUGGUGGUGGGCCACGGUUAGCAUGACCACAGUGGGCUACGGAGAUGUGGUGCCAGGGUCCAUUGCAGGAAAGCUCACUGCCUCAGCCUGCAUCCUGGCAGGCAUCUUAGUGGUAGUGCUGCCCAUCACGCUUAUUUUCAACAAGUUCUCUUUGUUCUACAAAAGGCAGAAGCAGCUAGAGAUUGCCAUGAGGAGCUGUGAUUUCGAUGAGGGUAUUAAGGAAGUGCCCUCUGUGAACCUGAGGAACUACUACGCUCAUAAAGUAAAGUCUCUUAUGGUCAGUCUGUCCAACAUGAGUCGCAGUUCCCCCAGUGAUCACAGCCUAAGUGAGUCUCUGCAGUAG
Molecule: messenger RNA, 1434 nt
Organism: Colossoma macropomum (tambaqui)
Lineage: Eukaryota; Metazoa; Chordata; Actinopteri; Characiformes; Serrasalmidae
Product: potassium voltage-gated channel subfamily S member 2-like
Exons: 1
Coding region: 1-1434 (477 amino acids)
Biological process (GO): protein homooligomerization; potassium ion transmembrane transport; regulation of delayed rectifier potassium channel activity
Cellular component (GO): membrane; voltage-gated potassium channel complex
Molecular function (GO): voltage-gated potassium channel activity; protein binding
Source: RefSeq, a predicted model, not a curated record